This is a messenger RNA of Owenia fusiformis, 867 nucleotides long. The record is from the annotation of a GenBank genome assembly. NCBI's taxonomy places the organism in Eukaryota, Metazoa, Annelida, Polychaeta, Sabellida, Oweniidae.
CGUCGACUUUGGAAAUGCAAUAAAUGUGACAGGUCUGGGUACGCAUGGCUGGUGGUCAAUAGAUCCGAGCACACAGGGAUCAAACGUUUGGGUGAUUCGUGGCUAUGGCUGGAAGAAUAGAUCAACAUUGAAAGAAUAUGCAAACGAAAGAGAACUGAAGAAAAGAAAUCCAACGCGUUCAAUAAAAAAUAUUGCAGGUAAAAUCAACGUCCAAAAUUGUUUGCUAUACUGCCUGAUCCUGACUACCUAUUGUCCUUAUAUAAAUGGUGUUCUUAUUUUUAAUAAAAGGAGUUACAUGUGGCGGAACUGGACACGCGAUCUACAAAGGUCAUUUAUAUUGCAACCGAGCUAACACAAACAAAAUAGUGAAGAUCGACAUAAUCACUGAAACCAUUGUCCAAGAGACAGUCCUCCAAGAUGCCAGUUCCGAAGAUGACUAUGCAUACGACUGGGGCGGUUUAUCUAACAUUGAUUUCGCCCUUGAUGACAACGAUGUCAUGUAUGUCAUAUACGGAUCUUUUAGUAGAGCUGGAAUUAUGGCAGUGAGCAAACUUGAUAUGGACUCUCUUAGUAUCCUACAAACAUGGUAUACGUCAAUUAAUAAGAAUAAGGUUGGAAAUGCAUUCAUAGUAAAAGGAGUGCUUUAUAUGUUAAACAGCCACAGCAAACCAACUUAUAUAUCUUACUUUGAUACAAAUACCAAUGGAAACACAACUCUGAGAGUGACUGAUAUUCCAUAUAACGGACCAAGCAAUGGUUAUCUUACUCAACUUGCUUAUAUGCCAGGGACAGGCUUGCUAUAUGUUUGGGACAACGGCCUUCUACAGAAGGUGCCACUUAGGUUCAACAGUUCGGGAAAAGCAUCUA